Molecule: messenger RNA, 513 nt
Organism: Lolium rigidum
Lineage: Eukaryota; Viridiplantae; Streptophyta; Magnoliopsida; Poales; Poaceae
Exons: 2
Coding region: 1-483 (160 amino acids)
Source: RefSeq, a predicted model, not a curated record
AUGGCGGGGGUGCUCGCGCCGAGCCCAGCUGGAGCCACGCCCAACCGCCUAAAGCGCAAGGCCCCUGACUCUUCCGACGCCGCCACAACCUCCACCUCCGCAGGAGAGGACGAGGCGGCGGCGGGGCUGGAGGAAGAGGUGGAGGACCUGGAGAGGGAGGUGGCCGAUCUGGGCCGCCGCAUACUCGAGCACCGCCGCGACGCCGCCACCCGCUUCCUCGACGCCACAGUGUCGCGCCUCGCCGCCUUCCGUCCGACCGCCUGCCCGGAAGUUCCAGGUGAACAACAGUCUGUGGCGGGAACCUCGCAUGCCGAAGCUGACCAAGAUAAGCUUGAAAAGCUAAAGAUCUUCAAAUCGAAGACUGAGGCUAGCAUUGCAGCUAUGCCCAAGGUCCUGCAGAAAAUGAACAAAUGUGUUGCUCAGAUGGAGAAGCUGGAGAAGCUGAACGUGACUAUACAUCCUGUUUUCCAAAGAAAACGGUAGCAGUUAACAUUGAUAAUGUGAUUUUUUGUU